Molecule: messenger RNA, 5368 nt
Organism: Diachasma alloeum
Lineage: Eukaryota; Metazoa; Arthropoda; Insecta; Hymenoptera; Braconidae
Exons: 12
Coding region: 190-5232 (1680 amino acids)
Molecular function (GO): acyltransferase activity, transferring groups other than amino-acyl groups
Source: RefSeq, a predicted model, not a curated record
GCGAGAGCUCUCUCUUGCUUAGUCUGGCAUUUUUAACGGCACUAGUGCAGACCUGUACGACUAUAAUUCGAGUAAAAAAUUAUUAACGAAACGAUUCAAUCACAGACAAAUAAACAAACGAUUGUAUUUUACAAAAUUAGAAUUAAACGACUAUCACUGAGUGUUUUAGUAUCAAUGUGAAGCCUCGGAAUGGCUGCGCCCCCACUGGGCAAGUGCAUGGUCCUGCCGUUGUUCUUGUUGCUAGUGUACGUUGGAUAUGGGUUCCGAAUUCGUGAUAUUGGACAGGCUGGUUCGAUUGAGCACGGUGAGUGCCCACUUGGAUCUGGAAAGUGUCCUGGUGAGACUGGUGGACAGGUGACCUUCAAUUCUCUGAAAAAACGGAUCGAGAGUGUCGGUGGUACUCGUGGACGUAUUGUGAGUGGUAGUGCACGACAACCACCUGUAGAAGUAGAGGAUGGUGGGGAAGAGGAGAGGGUUUCUGAGCAAGGCAAAAGUCGGUCGAGGAUUCUCAGUAAGAUGGCGGAAUCCGAAGGAAGGGAUUCGGCCCAACGAGAAGAUGAUGAUAGUGAAGAUGAAAAAGAUGGAAUUGUUGAGGAGAAUGGAUCCGAUGAAACUGAAGAAGUGACGAUUGACGAUGAUACUGAAGAUGAUGAUAAGGGCAAUGAAAGUGAAGAAGUUCUCAAAAACCAAGAAACUGUGAAGAGAGAAAUCAAGUGGAGUUUCCAUGAAGUUCGAAAAGGUGAAGAGCCAAGCAAUAAAGAGAACGAUCAUGAUAAAGCAACGGCUAUUCAUAAACAUAUCGAUGGAAAUACGGUAUCGACGAAAUCUGAGGAAGAACUGAAAAAUGAUGAUAAAGAAGAAUCGGAGGAGAGUGAGGAUAGAGAUGAGAGUCCGAAGGAUGAAGAUGAUACCGAUGAAGCAUCAGUUGAAGAGAAGAAGAAAGAAGAAAAGCCAGUUCGGAAAUUAGAAAAAGUCAGAUUAGCUGAUAAAGCUAAAGUCAAACCUACUGAAGCUCCAGUGGUAAGAUCAGUGGAGGAAGAAACUGAAAAACAAGAACCAGCGAAGAUGGUAGAUACACCCCGAAAUGUGAUAGUGAAACCGAAAAUUGAGAAGGAAAAGCCUAAACCUAUUAAGCCUACACCUCCAAAGGUUGAGGAAAAAAAAAUUAAAGUUCCCAAGCCAGCACCAACGGAAGACAAAAAAAUUAAAGAGCAAGAAGUUGUAGUAGAAUCCAACAAGGAAAAAGAAAAGCCUGUGAAAGAAUCUGCUCCUGAGAAACUAGAGGAAAAACCUAUAACAAAAAAAAAAUCAAAAUUAGAAGGAGAGGCGCAAGAAAAGGAAAAGAAAAAAUCAAAGGAGAAGCCAAAAGAAUCAGAAAAAGUGAACCCUGCUAAAGAAAAAGGAAAAUCUAAAGAAAAACUUGAAGAUGAACCCAAAGAUAAAACGGAAGCCAAGAUACAAAAAGCUGAAGUAACAGUUAACAAAGAAUCUGAACCUAAUAAAAAAAAGCCAGACCAAUCGAAGAAAUAUCAAGAGGGUUCAAUUUCUCUGAUCGAGUUGAACGAAAUGAUCCUACACGUACCGAAUUUCGUGCCAAAUUUCGCGGCUGUUGAGGAUCCCGUCUGUCAGCAGCAUGGGAAGAUUUUCCUUCGUCAGUUGCGGGGUCGUAAAUUGUGGGCACUUCAAAUGCUCGACUCGGGUGGGAAGAUACCCUCGGGACUUUUACGUGGGAACGUAAAUCAAUUUGGUGAUUUUGAUCAAUGUCUUGGAAUAUCAUCGAAAAUUAGAUUGGAUAACAAACAAACAUUAAGGAUCCAGGGAAAAUAUUGUCUCGCAGCCGUGGACAUUCAAGCCACUAUUCCAGAGACUAAAGUACCGGUGCAUUUGAUGCAGAGUCGUGGAUUCCUACGAGGAAGUUUGAAAGACAGCGGUCACUUUGUCCCAAGAUUCACAACAAUUAACUGGGCACUAUGCGUACCGUCAGCUUGUUCCGCUGCUGAUACCAGAAGUGCUAUUGAAGCUGGGUUGAGUCAUCUCAAUGAAACGUCAGGGGUGAAAUUCGUGGUCGAUGUGAAUCCUGAUAUGUGCUAUAUUCAGGAGAAAUCCCAGAGUUACUCCAAAGAAACUAUCGGUGUACUAUAUUUCUAUGCUAUGAUCGUCUGUUUAGUGUUGAUCGCGACGGUUCGUGACUAUAUCGUUGUUUCUGAGAAAGCAAGUUAUUCUGAAAGGAUAAUAAUGGCAUUUUCUCUCCGGAGAACAUUAAAAUCCCUUAUGAAGCCAAUAUCACCACACUCAGGAGAUAUAAGUUGUAUUCACGGAAUUCGAGCACUAGCCACGAUAGCCCUCUACGUGGGCCACAAGAUGAUUCCCACUGUCGGAAUGCCUUACACAAAUCGAAUUGUCUUAACUGAGAUUGCUAAUAAUCCCGUAAGUUCCUUGCUGCGAGUGUCCUUGGUUUAUACAGACUCUUUUUUAUUAUUGAGUGGAGUUUUGACUGCGUUCCACAUGGCUCGUGAGUCGACAAAACGCGGAGAAAUUCGCUGGUUCUGCAGAUUUAUUGCAAGGAUCAUCAGAUUGACACCGUCACUGGUAGUCGUGAUUUUUUGGUAUGCAUACGUGAUGGAGCAUACCGGAUCUGGUCCUCAGUGGAAUAAUAUCAUAACACCAAAUGCUGAUUUGUGUAAAAAAAAUUCAUGGACAAAUUUUUUUUACAUCCAGAAUUUUUUUCCUUUUGAAGAGAUGUGUGCAACCCACACGCAUCAACUGGCAUUGGAUAUGCAGCUUUCCCUGCUAUCACCGGGUCUCGUGUUUUUUCUUCUCGUCAAACCAAUAAUAGGAAUUUUACUAAUUUUUUUCUUCCUCCAAGUAUCUGCUACGCUCCGCUAUUUCGCCACCGCCAACAAUAAUCUCUCCCUCGUUAUUUUCCAUGGAAUGACCGCAAAACAUCUGUACAAGACUGCAAACUUGACCUACGCCGUGUCUCUUCAUCGAGCUACGCCUUAUUUAUUCGGGAUUAGCCUUGGAGUACUUCUGCAGUAUACUGGAAAGAACAUUAAGAUUUACAAGAUUUUCGUAAUUUUUGGUUGGAUAACAACUGCUCUCUUGGCCGCCUGGUCAUUAUUCUCCCCGUGGAAAAUGGCGAGGAGAGACUACGUCUACAAUGUUGAAGAAGCAGCCCACUAUGCAGUGAUAGGGCCAGUCUCGUGGGCACUGGGCGUCUGCUGGGUCAUCUUCGCUUGUUUCACCGAUCAUGGUAGCUUCAUCAACAAAUUCCUAUCGAACUACUGGCUUGUUCUGUUCUCCAGAAUAUCCUACUCUGUUUACCUCACACAAUUUGCAGUAUUUUUCUACAACGUGGCGACAACGAGAUAUUCAUCUGAAUUCCACGUUCUUAAAGUCGUGGAUCCAUUCGAAAUUUUAACAGUAAUCUCGAUAUCAGUGAUUCUAACGUUAUUCUUGGACAUUCCGACUCAAGAAAUAAAGAAAGUCUUGAUGGAGAGUACAGACGUGUCCCAAUCUUCAAAGUCUCAAUCCCCAUUGGAGCCCAAAACCUUAAAGCCAGGCUCCAGAAAACCAUCGAAGACUCCAGAGCCCCAAGAGUAUGAGGAAAAUGCAUCCUGGAAGAUGGGGCAGAUAGAGGCAGAUUAUUCCGAAGAAGAGGAUUCUCACUGGAUCAGAUCUCGCAAGCCAAACGGGAAACAAAGAGUCUUCAUAAGACGAAACUCAAGAGACGACGAUGGUUACAGACCUUGGGGAAUGAAGCGAGAGGAGACACUCGACAGAAGAAGAAGCAGUAGUAUCCAGAGAACUCUUCACAUCGAUCCUGAUACAAGAGUUCGUGAACCCACUCCAAGCCGACAUGCAGAGGACACCAGACGGGAGCGAAGAUCAUCCUCGAGGGCGCCAGAUCCCUCCAUGAAGAUCUCCCACCGUCCCGAAGACCGCAGAAGCCCCAGACGAGACCGCUCUACCUCCAGACUAUCGGAUCUAGGAUUUUACCGAGAGCCAGAAUCUCCAGUCCCCCCCAGACCUCCAAAACCAGAGAUCCGAGGACGAUCUCCACGACUCCGAAGAACCCCAGUUCGUCUGAUCUCCUCAGGCAGUGAAGAGGAACCGAAAAAACUCCGUGGAAAGAGUCCGAGACGCCCAGUGGAGCGUCCAAAAGUGAGUGACGAGGAAGACUGGGAGCAAGAACUCAGAAUAAGAAGACAAAAGUUUAAAGAACGAAUGGCAUCUACGGAACGCCAAGAAUUAAAAACCGAACGGGAUGAGUCAACAGACGUCAGCAGAAGAUCCUCAGCGGAAGGAAAGAUAGCGCUUUUGCAGGGUCCAACUGGCACCAGAGUAAUGGAUGCUUGGACUGUUAGCAAAGGCCCUCGGGUGUCCGUUGCGUCCUCACAAGAGCCGACAGACACGGAGGAAGAGUCUCGAUACAUUCGGGACUUUGAAGAUGAGCCGAUUCCGGAGCGACGAGGGAGUUUGGAUUCUUUGGAGAAGGCAGAGAUUGAUUUCUCUUUCAGGAGUGAUGUUAAGACGAAGACACUAAUGGACUUAAGGCAGAUAUCUGUGGAGGAUGAGGGUUGUGAGCAGAGAGGAGAGGUGGUGGGGGAGAUGACGCCUGUGGCGACUGGUAAGCUAUUCAAACGAGAGUCUAUCAUCAAGAGUCAGGCUAGUGAGGAAGAUCCUGAGUAUUUGUUACCAGAGAGACCGAAAUUGGUGGAGCAGGAGCAGGAGCAUCCCUUCAAGAAGGCAUGGCAGAUGCAGAAGUCAAGGUCUGAGGAGGAUGGACCCUCUGCUUUCGUGUUCAAGGAAGUCAGGCCACAGCCAGAGGCUGAGCAAGGGGGAAAUGAAGAUUCUAAAAGUGCUAAUGAUAGUGAGGGACAUAAGUCGACUUGUGCGGGACCCACUGAGCAGACUUUUCAUUUGAUUGUCGAAGACGUGGACUCGGGCCAUUGGCAGAGGAGUGGAAGGAGUGAGGGAAGUCGAUCCAGUGUCACGGGAUCGAGUGUCACUGGGUCUAGUGAGGAUAUAGAGAUGGAGAUUGGGGAGGAAGAGGUAGAGUCUUCGAGACAAUCCAGGAAUGAACCAGAGGAUUACAGUAGGGUUAGUACGAGGUCGAAUGGCACUGAAUCACUCCAGUUGGAUUGGCCAAGUGAGGAUGAUCAGUUCGAAAGAUACAGAAGGCAACGAAGGGAAUUUGAAGCCUGGGAACAGGAGAACGAGGGAACUUGAUGACAAUAUUUGAUUAAUGUUAAUUGAAGAACAGGCUCUGGGCCUUGGGAACAUCCUGAGAUGCUUCAAUGUACUGUUAAUGCAAUUUGAAAAAAAAAUGUGAACAUUUUAUUUCCUAAUAAAUUAUACAAUUGUA